UUUAAUAAACAUGAUAUUUUUUUUAAUAUGACUGAAAAUCAAUUUUUUUCUAAAAAUACAGUGUAUAGUGAAAUAAUAACAGUGAUAAAAAAUGCUUUGAGAUGCUGAACGGUACAGCGGACACUGGGGCUGUGUCGCUCCAAUCAUCACCAUUGAAAGUCUCGCCGUCAUCCGCAAAGGUAUCUUCUAGUCCAGUGAAAGCGUCACCGAGCCCUGUAAGGGCACCAUCAUCACCCCUGAAGUCCUCUUUAUCCCCAAGUGGGAGACAGAGGUCACCCAGAAAAUGCCAAUUUGCUGCGCCCGCUGAUGACUCAAAGGAUAAGUGCGGGACAUCAUGGCUCUGUCGUAGAGGUGCUGGAGUGGAUGGCGACGCUAGUGUGGAAGCUCUAGGGCCGAGUGCCUCCUUUCACCAGGCGUGCGAGGAGACUGCCCCACCACCAAAGAACUGCUUCCGGCUGGUUAUGUUGGGGUCAGCACGAGUCGGGAAGACGUCCCUAGUGGCCCGUUUCUUGGGGAACAAGUUCGAAGAUAGCUACACACCCACUAUCGAGGACUUUCAUCGCAAAUUGUAUAGAAUUCGAGGUGAAGUGUACCAACUGGACUUAUUGGAUACUUCGGGAAAUCACCCAUUCCCUGCGAUGCGGCGACUUUCCUUCUUGACUGGCGAUUUAUUCGUACUAGUAUUCGGUAUGGACUGUCGAGAAUCUUUCGAGGAGGUGAUACGGUUACGUGAGCAAAUCCUGGAGACCAAGGCUAGUGCGAGCAGCGGUAAUUGUCGUGGACGUCGGCAAGCUCCGAGGGUACCCAUGGCCAUCGCAGGCAACAAAUGUGACAGGGAACUCAGAACAGUGCAAGCGGAGGAAGCGACCGCCUACUGUGCAACUCAAGACUCCGCCUGCGUUUUCAUGGAAACUUCGGCGAAGAAAAACUUUCACGUUGACGACUUAUUCUAUGAACUCUUCGUAGUUGCCAACUUACCUUUAGAAAUGGCUCCUAAUCAUCAUAAACGAGUGAACGCCGCGUUCGGAAGCCCCUGUACAUUACCCCCCACCAGUAGCCAAAGUAGUAGAAGUAAGAAAUGUACUCUAUCUAUUAAAAGAAGACUGUCAGAUGCGUGCGGAGUAGUAGCCCCUAAUGUUAGACGACCCAGUAUUAGAACGGAUCUGAUGAUAAUGAGAACGAAGACGUGUGCCAAAGGUGAGGGAGAUGGUGUUGGUGGGAGCCCCAAGCUCAAUUUGAAUCGUCUAGUAAGGUCUAACGCCCAAACUGACAAAAGAUCGUGUAUUUUACAGUAAAUAAAUAUAAAAUCUAUUUGAGAUAGACCUUCUUGUGUGUUGAUAUGUAGUCUAUAUUUGUCACGUUUUAACGCAUACAAACGUUAUGAGGAAAUUUAGAUUAGUAUCUAUAUCAACGUUUCUCAACCAUUUUUAUGUCGCGAAAAGCCUAAAAGUUAAGUGAAACAGUCUUGCGACCCCGUCACUGGUAAAUUAUAAUUUAGUUUCAUAACACUACACUAUAAUUAUACAUUCCUUUAAUAAAAUAAUCUUUUGCUAUAUGUAGUUUGUAUCUAUUAUUUUUCAACAGACUGCGACCUCCUUUUAAAACAAAACCAAAACCCAAGGGUCGUGACCUCCCGCUUGAGAAACGAUAGACUCUAAACUGUUUUCAAAAUAUCUGUUGAUAUUGCUUGCUUUUGAUAUAAUACAUUUCUUCUUAAUACAAUUUUUACUUCUUUUAAGCAAAUUAUAACUAAAUGUUUAUAUAAGAAAAGGUGCUAAGAAGGAUAUAAGCUAACAAUUAAGAGUACUUAUUUAAAUUACACAAAAACUGUGCGGUAUACUAUUACAAUUACUAUAAUCACGUACUUGAACACAGCCACAUUCAAGCCACUCUAAUCAAAUAUAUAAUUACUAUAUUUUUUUGUUUUUGACACUGAUAACCCAUUUUGUGAAGGCGAAAUGCCGAGGCAAUUUUAUAAUAAUUUAAGGCAUUAAUUAUCAAUGUUUAAAAUUGUAUUAAAUUAGUAUUAUUAAAAAAAAUACUAAAUCAAAUACAAUGUAAUUGUACGAUUAUUUUUUAAUGUUUAAAGUGUUCAAGCGCUUUGAGCUGCAUGUAUAAAUAAAUCUGCAUAUAAGUGUGUGUAUGCUUACAAGACGUUGCUUGAUAGCAUUAUUAUUUUGUAUUACCCUUUUGUAUAAGGAGUUUGAAUAUUAGCUGCCUAGUUCAUCUAUAAAAGGUAUUCAAACGAAAAUAUCACUAUUUAUUUGGUAAGGGCGGCACCUCUGUUACUUCCAAUGCCAUACAGACGUUUUUGUAUGAUCUAUGUAGUUCUCUCCAUAUCCGAAACAUAUCUUACGACCGCGCGGUAUAUGUACUCAUUAUUGUACCGGGAAUAGCUGUCGGUAUUGCUAUUGGAAGUCACAGAUUAAGAACAGCCUUGCGAUUCUGUAACUCACUUUUCGGACUCACACAGCGAUUAUGCAGACUCAGAAUAAACAAUAAACUACAAGCUCCCUCUUUAUGAGAAUGUCCAAUUAUAAAACGACUGCGUCACGACUGAUUUAAGCGCGAUCGCCGCAAUGAAAACCGCUGUGUGAGUUCGAAAUGUGAGUUACAGAAUCGCAAAGCUGCUCCCAAAAUGUUAAUGUUGCAUGUUUGGCUUAUGUGAAAUAAUCAACGUGUAAAUUUAAAUGAAAAAUGUAAAUUUAAUCUAUGGUUAUAAAUUUCGGUAAUUCUAAAGUUUGUAAAUUGCAUAAGGGCAUUGGAUGGGACCAAAUUGUUCAUGCUUUUGUCGAAUCUUUGUGUCCAUAAAGUAUAAAUGGGACUUGGAAAGUUUUAAGUGUGGGAUUACAAUGUCUCAAAUUGCUUAGGGAUUAUUUCGAACGUAUGCAAAUAUAUAUAUUUUCGAUUGUAAAGUAACGGAUACUUAACUAUGUUAUUAAUAUAUUAAAGCUCAAUAAGAAAUAUUCUCUAGUAUAAGUACUUUAGCGAUUUUUUUUUCAUUAAGUGUUUUCUAUACGUGUCUAUAACCAUCAUUUAGGGGAAUGAUAAAUUUGUAUAAAAACCUAUAUUUAGCAACAUCCUUAUAAUGUUUAAUGAUUACAAGUCUACCAUGUACCUUCCAAUAGUGAUAGCGAUUCCGAUUUCAAUAUUCAGUUUUCGUUCCUCAUUUCAUGACAUCAGCGCUACGGAUAUUGAGUAUUAGGGAUAUUGGGACCUUAGAUGACGCAAUUCUGUUAGGGGAUCUCAAUGCCAGCCAUUUAUUAACGAAAUCUGGAGUGAUUAAAAUCUGUAUUGGAGUUACGGAGUCCUUGACCCCGAAUGACCCCGUUCAUUUCAUACAUUAUCUCCAAACUUUGAAUCUAUGGGUUAGGACUUAAGUUAAAAAAAUU
This is a messenger RNA of Pieris napi, 3392 nucleotides long. Its product is annotated as GTP-binding protein Rhes. The transcript has 4 exons. NCBI's taxonomy places the organism in Eukaryota, Metazoa, Arthropoda, Insecta, Lepidoptera, Pieridae. Bases 102 to 1295 code for a protein of 397 amino acids. Gene Ontology annotation, molecular function: GTPase activity; GTP binding. The record is from RefSeq and is a predicted model, not a curated record.